Mytilus californianus (California mussel) is the source of this 2561-nucleotide messenger RNA. Its product is annotated as E3 ubiquitin-protein ligase TRIM71-like. NCBI's taxonomy places the organism in Eukaryota, Metazoa, Mollusca, Bivalvia, Mytilida, Mytilidae. The transcript is spliced from 2 exons. The coding region runs from base 35 to 1573 and encodes 512 amino acids. The record is from RefSeq and is a predicted model, not a curated record. Gene Ontology annotation, molecular function: zinc ion binding; protein binding.
CUGUUCAAAGAUACACAAUAAAAGCAAGGCUUCUAUGGAACAUGAAAUAAUAAAUAUGAAAGAUAUUGAGACAGUGGAUUUUGCCAAAACAAUGCGUAAAGUGGACCUCCAAAAUAUGCAAUGUACAAUUCAUGGUAAAGAAAAAUGCUUUAUCUAUUGCAAAGACUGCAGUGAGCCUGCUUGUUCGAAAUGCAUCAUUGAGGUCCAUCAAAAACAUGAAUACAAAGCCCUUGAUGAAGUUUAUGAAAGGAUUAUUGCUGACAUAAAUGAAAUAGAAGACAAAAUUGAAUCCAAUCUCCAGCUUUUAAAAAGAGAAAAAAAUAACCUUUUAAAAAUGCUACCAGAUGGGGAUGCAAAUUUCCAAGAAACAAGGGACAUAAUUCUACAAACUGAGAAAGAAAUGAAAGAAGCAAUUUCGAAAUUUGCUGAAGACCUUUUACAAAAACUUGAAAAAAAAUGGAAGUCUUCAGAAAAUAUGAUCAAAACAGAACUUUCUGCUAUGACAAAGAAAGAGGAUGAGUUGGAAACAAGGAUGAGCAAUAUAAAUCAAGCACUUCAGUCUCAUCAUGUGGCAGAUAUUUUAUCUACAAGUAAAACCUUAGAUACUUCAUCGCCAAAGUAUUCAGUUAAACAAAUUAAACAAAAAAAGUCAAAGUUUAUUCCUAGCAAUCUGCAAGUGAAUAUAGGAAGUAAAAUGUUUGGUGGUCUUUAUACAGUUCCAGACUUUGAACUUAUUGACACUUAUCAAAGUGAUGUUGAAAAUGUGACAGGCAUACUUUUAUCUAGUGACAAUAAUGCAUUUAUAGGAAGCUAUUAUCAUAAAAACAUACAGAAAAUAAAAAUAGAAAAUCAUAAUAUCAAAGUUGAAAAAGAAGUUCAAAUAACAGUCUGUGAUAUGGCAUUGACAAAGGAUGGAGAAAUACUUGCGUCAUCUACAGAGAGUGCUCUGAAACUAUAUACCAAAGAUGGACAGUUAAAUACAUUUAAGUCAUUUUCUCCCUUGAAAACAUUAGGAGUACAUGUAACCAAAGAUAAUAAGAUAAUAGUUGGGUUGACAGAAUCUUUUCCUGUUCAAUUCCCCCCAACAAAAGACAGUAUCAGAAAACUUUCGGUUAUGAACAAGGAUGGUGAUAUACAACAUACUAUUGAAUAUGAUACAAACAAUCAGAGACUGCUAACUUAUCCUCGUAGAAUUAAUUCUUUCAAUGAUAAGAUAGUAGUUGUAGACAUUGUAAACACAGAAUAUGAGGGUAGGAUAGUAAUGUUAGAUUAUGGGGGACAACUACAUUGGAUCUACAAUGGCUGUAAUAGUAUCAAUUCUGACCAUGUAAAAUUCUAUCCAAGGGAUUUGGCAAUUACCUCUACAGACAUGAUUUUAGUGUCUGAUUCUUUGAAUCAUGCUAUACAUGUUUUAAAUCCUGAUGGGGAGGUUAUUGCAUAUACGGAUGUUAAAAGUGUAGGAAAAGAAUCAGCUUGGAGUCUUAGUAUUGACAAAAAAGAUGUUUUAUGGAUUGGGUGCAAUGCAUGGGAAAGUGACAAGAAGGGUAAAAUACAUUGUGUUAAACUAAUAUAACUUAGAUGUUAAAAAUAGACCAGACUUUAAAGCACUAAAGCUAUAAAACAUAUUUGUAUUUAAUCUAUAGGGAUCAGAAUAUAAUUAAAAAGAAAGAAAGUUACUACACUUCAGCCAUAGUAUGUUAUUGUUCACUUGUGUUUAAUUACUACAAUUAAAAAUCACCCACAAAUAACUUCCCUAUAACUUUGUUUAUCAUUUUAGUUAUUGGUUCACAAAAAGAAGUUUAUGGACAAAAUUAAGAAUAUGAAACAAGGAAGAUUUGGGUAUAUAUCAUUUGGGGGUCAGACAAUGACACAACAGGAUAUUUUGAGGCCAAUAUUAUCAGUUGUCUACAAUAACUUUUCAAUUUUAAAUUUUUCAAGGUGUAUGCAAAUACAAAAUACAAAAAAAACUAACAUCAAAUAAAACCUUACAAAGAGAAUUAUCAUGAUUAAAUUAAGUACUAAAUACUUCUUUAGAUAUCAUCUUAACAGACAUCUAAGGUGGUCUUGUGUAGUAAUUAACAUCUCAGUCACUUGGUUUUCAAAAUUUCCUUCUUUACAACAACUUCUGAUGGUAACUGAUUUAUUUUGGGUUUUUUUCACAGCAAUACAUUUGCCAAAGUAUUGAAGGUAUUUGAAACUUGAAUGAAAAUGUCAAUGAACAAAUGUUUCUAGUAAAUUCAUUUUACUUAUUUUCAAAGUACAGUAGUUUGUUAUUUAACAUUAUAUACAUGUCCACAAUUAAAAAGGAUUUUCUAAAGAAAAGGACCAUUGGUCCAUCAUUACUAUUUCAUUUUUCAUGUAAAUUGGAUUGUAACGAGAUUUGUCAAGAUAAAUUUGUGACAAAAUCUGUCUAAGAUAUUUUACAAUAUAUGUAAGAAUUAACACCAGGUUAAAGAAAGAUAACUCAUUUUGACAAAUUAUAGUAUUGUCUAAGUAAUGAUAUAUUAUAUAGUCAUAUCAGUAAUCAUCACCAAUAUAUGUAAUCUAUAAAAUAAAGGAAU